AGUCACCCCUUGCACAAUCAGCGUCGCCAUGGAGACGGAGGAAAUCAGAGCGGCACACCUGCCGCCCAUCAGCGCCUCGUGCCAAACGGCUAUAAAAGCCGCUGGCAAUCGCAGGAAGGUGAGCAACGUCUCCAGAGCACAGAGAUCACACUCAAGCUUUGUUCUUGUGGUUUUUUUCCAGACUCGGACGAUUGAGCGAACGACCGGAAGGAACGCCCAUCCCGCCCCGCUACUCGCAGCAACUGGACAGGCCGGCCCAACGACUCAUACCCUCCUUGGCUCUGGAGAGUAACAAAUCCGAUGAUAGGAUUGACCCGGCUCCCCAACCCUGUACUUCUUUCGUCUCCUCCGGGAGGCUAUCAAUAAACUUACCCUCCGGGGUCAUACUCUUUACCUACUGUGUACGUGUCGUUGCUCUGCCUGUCACACUGGUGGAGAAUGCGGGCAUAACGACGACCCCGUGUACGUACCCCGGACAUUAUUAUUAUUAUUAUUAUUUAUUUAUUUUUUUUUUGUGUAUUUUUUCCCCCCUGUUUUGUCACGCAGGACGCCCAUUGCUCUCUCUCUCUCUCUCUCUACUGGUGUAAGCUAUGAUGGAGGAUGUCGUCAGGCGCCUAGCAGAAGUAGUGGUCCGCCAACAGCGAUUCUCGGAACAGCUGGCCCAACGCCAGGAGCAGACCGACCAAGUCGUGGGAUUGCUGAGGGAAAGCGCGGCUGCCCGAGUGCCACUGCCAGAUGCCCGAUCCACAGCCCAUCAACUGAUGACCAAACUCACGGCCCAGGAUGAUAUCGAAGCCUACCUCCACACCUUCGAGGUUAUCGCUACUCGGGAAGCCUGGGACAAAGCAGAGUGGGCGAAGAUCCUGGCCCCCUUCCUGACUGGUGAGGCCCAAAGGGCAUAUGUAGCACUACAGCCGCUGGCCAGUGAGGAUUACGACGCCCUAAAAAGGGAAAUCCUGGCCCGCCUCGGCCUCUCCCCCAUCAGCGCGGCUCAGCAAUUUCAUCAAUGGUCGUACGAAGACCAAGUGCCGGUGCGGGCCCAAGCAGCCAGACUGUCCCGGCUAGGACAAUUAUGGCUGCUAGCGGGAGAACCUUCGGCCUCUCAGGUGGCCGAACGGGUGGUGGUCGACCGGCUACUAAGAGCUCUUCCCCGGCGUUGUCGAACGACGGUAGGCAUGAAAGGUCCCACCACCCUCCGCGAGGUCGUGGAGGCGGUGGAACUGGCCGAGGCCUCGGCAGCCCGAGAUACAGGAGAGAGAGCUUGGGCGCCGCCCCGGAGGGUAAACCCGGCUUGGCGACCACAGGAGGGCACUUCGAGGCCAGUACCCAGACCCGCAGCGGCCACACCACCGGACGAACCGAUGCCCACCGAGCCCUCAUCCCACGGACCCCCCGCUUGGCUGGCGGGUUGUGCGGUACACCAGGCUGUCCCGUCUGGGGCGCCCCGACGGACAGUCCGUGUGGAGGGACGGCCAGUAACCGCCACAUUGGACUCCGGGAGUUCCGUCACGCUGGUCCAGCCCGGGGUUGUGCAGCCCCGCGCCGGGGGAAGGUCCUCCAUCCCGAUCACCUGCGUCCACGGGGACACCCGGAACGUGCCGGCUCGCCAGGUAACGGUGGCCGCCGGCCCGGGGUCGUGGACGCUGGAGAUCGGGAUCGUGGACGACCUACCGGUGCCAAUGUUAUUAGGGCGCGACUGGCCCGGGUUCGACCAGCUGCUGGCUAGCACCGUGCGACCCGCCAGCCGAGAACUUCGAGGGCGGAAGGCGCGGUCCCGGAAGGAACGGAGGCCCCGACCCGUCCUCCUCGCGACGGAGAGUGAGAAAGAGGGUGAGUCCCGAGACACUAACCUGUUUGCCACCUUGUUUCAACAGAUAACUAGUGGCGGCUCGUUCGGACGGGAGCAGCGGGAGGAUACCCGACUGCGGAAUUGCUGGACCCAGGUUAGGGUCAUCGACGGGGAGGACCGUCAACCCACCCCACAUCCCCUGCCCCACUUCGUGAUAAAACGCGGGCUGUUGUACUGUGCGGCCACGAGGCGGGGGGAGGAGAAGCUUCUGCUGGUGGUCCCCGCGACCAAGACCGCGACGAUCAUGGAGCUGGCCCAUACCCACCCUAUGGCGGGGCACUUGGCUGCAGCAAACACCAUCCAACGGAUUCGCGACCGGUUCCACUGGCCAGGCCUCGAGGGAGAGGUGAAACGGUUCUGCCAAGGCUGCCCUACCUGCCAGCUGACGUCACCCCAACGUCCUCCCCCCAGCCCCCUCAUCCCUCUACCGGUAAUCGAAGUGCCCUUCGAACGCAUCGGGAUGGACCUGGUGGGGCCGCUACCGAAGUCUGCCCGGGGCCAUGAAUACAUCUUGGUGAUCCUGGACUAUGCUACACGGUAUCCGGAAGCCCUGCCCCUGCGGAAGGCCACGUCCAAAGCCAUCGCCAAAGAACUCUUCCUGAUGUUUAGCCGCGUAGGCAUACCCAGGGAGGUGCUGACUGACCAGGGUACCCCGUUCAUGUCUCGGCUGAUGGCGGACCUCUGCCACCUACUUCAGGUGAGACAGCUGCGGACAUCCAUCUACCACCCCCAAACCGAUGGACUGGUUGAGAGGUUCAAUCAGACCCUGAAGAGGAUGCUCCGUCGAGUGGUGGCAGAGGACGGGCGCGACUGGGACCUUCUACUGCCCUACGUGCUCUUCGGUGUUCGAGAAGUGCCCCAGGCAUCUACCGGUUUCACCCCGUUUGAGCUCCUCUUCGGCCGGCAGCCUCGAGGGCUGCUGGAUGUGCCCGGGAUGCCUGGGAACAACAACCAGCCCCACACCAGCCUGAUCGAGCACGUCCAACAGAUGCAAGAUCGCAUAGAUCGGGUGAUGCCGAUAGUGAAGGAACACCUCGUCGAGGCCCAGCGCGCCCAAAAACGGUGGUAUGACCGGCCCGCCCAACCGAGGGAAUUCCAGCCUGGAGAUCGAGUGUUGGUCCUGACCUCCACAGCCACCUCUAAAUUCCUGGCCUCCUGGAAAGGACCCUACACCGUUGUGGAGAAGGUAGGGCCAGUCAACUACCGGGUCCGUCAGCCGGGACGGAGACGGGAGGAGCAGCUGUACCACGUCAACUUGUUAAAGAAAUGGGUCGCCACCCCAGCCCAGAUGGCCGCGUUCGCCCUGGAUAACCCGCCAGUGAUCCAGAUGGGAGAACAGCUGUCCCCUCUCCAGAAAAAAGAUCUCCACUCCCUGGUCAGUCAGUUCCAGGACGUCUUUUCCCCAAAGCCCGGGCAGACUCGGGUGAUUCAACACGAGGUCCGAACACCACCUGGAGUCGUGGUGAGACAGCGGCCCUACCGGGUGCCAGAGGCUCGUCGGCUGGCUAUAGAGGAGGAGAUCACCAGAAUGCAAGAGUUGGGGGUAAUAGAGCCCUCCCGCAGCCCCUGGUCCAGUCCCAUUGUAAUGGUCCCGAAACCAGACGGCACUCUCCGGUUUUGUAAUGACUUUCGGCGACUCAAUGAGGUGUCCAGCUUCGACAGUUACCCAAUGCCCCGAGUGGAUGAGCUCCUGGACCGGCUGGGGAAAGCCCGCUUCAUCUCCACCCUCGAUCUAACAAAGGGAUAUUGGCAGGUGCCCCUUUCUCCAAAGUCCCGGGAGAAAACCGCAUUUAGCACCCCCUCUGGACACUGGCAGUACACCGUGCUGCCAUUCGGAUUGCAUGGGGCACCUGCCACGUUUCAACGGAUGAUGGACGUCUUGCUGCGGCCCCAUCAAGCCUAUGCAGCCGCAUAUAUAGAUGAUCUAGUCAUCCACUCGGGGUCCUGGGACGACCAUCUGGACAGACUGCGAAGAGUGCUGUCGGACCUUCGGAAGGCAGGCUUGACGGCCAACCCCAAAAAGUGCCACCUCGGACUGGCCGAAGCCCAGUACCUGGGGUAUCGGGUGGGGGGAGGCCUUAUCCAACCCCAGACGAAAAAGGUGGAGGCCGUCCGGGACGCUCCCCGACCCAACAACAAAUCCCAGGUACGCGCCUUCCUGGGGCUAGCGGGGUACUAUCGGUGUUUUAUCCCCAACUUUUCGUCCAUAGCCAGCUCCCUGACCGACCUGACCAGGAAGGGGCAGCCGGAGGAGGUGAAGUGGACCCCGGAAACGGAGCGAUCAUUUCAGGCCCUGAAGAAGACACUGUCGUCCGCACCUGUACUGCAUGCGCCCGAUUUCGGCUGCCCCUUCAUCCUCCAGACCGACGCCUCGGACACCGGCCUGGGAGCGGUGCUAUCGCAGACACCCAACGGAGUGGAGCAUCCGGUGGUGUACAUUAGCCGGAAACUCACACCCGCGGAAAGCCGGUACGCCACCGUGGAGAGGGAGGCCCUGGCUAUAAAGUGGGCAGUCCUGGAGCUGCGAUAUUAUCUUCUGGGACGGAGCUUCUCGUUAGUGACUGACCAUGCCCCGCUCCAGUGGAUGGCGAAAGCCAAAAAUACCAAUGCCCGAGUCACACGAUGGUUCCUAGCUCUCCAGGACUACCACUUCACAGUGAUACACCGGGCCGGGGCCUCCCACGGCAACGCUGACGGUCUGUCGAGGAUGUGGUCAGGAUGGACAACUCGACUCGGACGAUUGAGCGAACGACCGGAAGGAACGCCCAUCCCGCCCCGCUACUCGCAGCAACUGGACAGGCCGGCCCAACGACUCAUACCCUCCUCGGCUCUGGAGAGUAACGGAUCCGAUGAUAGGAUUGACCCGGCUCCCCAACCCUGUAUUUCCUUCGUCUCCUCCAGGAGGCUAUCAAUAAACUUACCCUCCGGGGUCAUACUCUUUACCUACUGUGUACGUGUCGUUGCUCUGCCUGUCACAACUUAA
Triplophysa rosa is the source of this 4832-nucleotide messenger RNA. RefSeq lists its product as uncharacterized. Gene Ontology annotation, biological process: DNA integration; proteolysis. Gene Ontology annotation, molecular function: aspartic-type endopeptidase activity; nucleic acid binding. The record is from RefSeq and is a predicted model, not a curated record. Lineage: Eukaryota; Metazoa; Chordata; Actinopteri; Cypriniformes; Nemacheilidae.